Molecule: messenger RNA, 668 nt
Organism: Cuscuta campestris
Lineage: Eukaryota; Viridiplantae; Streptophyta; Magnoliopsida; Solanales; Convolvulaceae
Source: the annotation of a GenBank genome assembly
AGCGGGCAAGCGGAGAACCGCCGGCGACUCUGAGACUCUCGACUAGUGCGCAGAAAAAAACAAUGGAGAAUGCUAUUAGGAAUCUGAAGAUCAAGGCGGCGUCUUGCAAACCCAUAGUGAAGGAGCUUCACUCAUAUGAGAAGGAGGUGGAGAGAGAAUCCGCGAAGACGAAUGACAUGAAGAAUCGUAACGCCGAUCCAUAUGACCUCAAACAACAGGAAAAUGUUUUGGCCGAGUCGAGAAUGAUGAUUCCUGAUUGCCACAAGCGUCUAGAAACUGCUCUGGCUGACCUUAAAGCAUACCUGGUGGAGCUCAAGGACGAUAAAGCCCCCGAUGAGGUAGUUAAAGAAGCUCAAGAUGUCAUUGCUGAAGUAGAACGCCUGCUUCCACAGAGCAAACCCAAUCAAGAAGGGACUGAGGUUGAAGAAGCUGGAGAAGUUUAAGGUUGAACGGCGUGCUGGGUUUUCUGGAUUUCAUGUUUUUUUUCCUGCAGCUCUGUUGUUCUUGACAUUAUAUUCCCCAAUUUUUAUCCACCGCAUCGAAUUUCAUUCUCUCGGGCUCUUUAUUCUUAAAGGUGUGUUCAUCUGCUGUGGGUUUGCCAUGGCUCAACUUGUAAAACAGCACCAUAUGCUUGCUUGGUGGUAAUUGGAUAAAUUGCUCUUUAAAUG